AUGCCAAUUCACACAUUUGAACAAACCAAAAAGUCACGCGUGACAAAUUUUUUAAAUUCUCUCGGUAAAAGAAAAAUAUCUCCAUCAGCAAAUAAACGGUCAAAUACACGAAGCUAUUUCGGAGAAGCGCUUAGUACGUAUCGCUCGUUGGCCUUGAAGCAAUAUAAUGACAUUGUCCUUGGUCAUAAAGACGAAGACGCCUUGGACUUUUGGCGCGCGCAUCAAGCUAAUCUGAAGGUAUUAUCUACAAUGGCAGCUCGCUUUCUUGCGACACCUGCAAGCUCUGUGCCUUUGGAAAGUGCAUUUAUUAUAGCACAGCAUCAUAUGUACUUCGCAAACAACGAUCGCGACUUAGUCCAGCGAAUCUGUCAUACUCCGUUUUUCACAAAGGCAAAGUGUGUGAAAACUGAUGAACCAGCUCCUGAACAAUUAGAGUCCAAACGGAUAGCUUGUCAAGCAUCAUUUGAACAUUCUUUUACUGAAGUAGUUUUAGGGAAAACAUGUGAAAAGCUUUUUCUAUUAUUUAUUUUAUUUCAAAUCCUCACAUACUAUUUUAAAUAA
This is a messenger RNA of Adineta ricciae, 561 nucleotides long. The record is from the annotation of a GenBank genome assembly. Lineage: Eukaryota; Metazoa; Rotifera; Eurotatoria; Adinetida; Adinetidae.